AUUUCAUUUUUCAUAAAAUGAUUUUUAAAUUUAAUGUGUUUUCUAGCAUACAAGAAGGUUAUUCAAUUAUGUCUUUUACCUGUGAUAAUACGGGUCGUUUAGCUCUUCUCAAUGUAGCAACUCAGGGUGUACAUUUAUGGGAUUUAGAAGAUAAAGUUUUAGUUAGAAAAUUUCAAGGUGUUACGCAAGGUUAUUACACAAUUCAUUCUUGUUUUGGGGGAAUAAAUCAAGUAUUUAUAGCAAGUGGUAGUGAAGACAAUAAAGUAUAUGUAUGGCACAUAAAACGUGAAGUGCCAAUUGCAGUUCUUGUUGGCCACACCCGUACUGUAAACUGUGUUGCAUGGAAUCCUACUUAUCCUAGUAUGUUAGCAAGUGCAUCUGAUGAUGGUACUAUACGUAUCUGGGGACCAGCAGAAAGGUAUCGCGUAAAAGAACAAUCGUCGAGUAACUCCGACACGGGUGUAUAAUAAAAGGAGUGCACUAGUUUGAUUUCUAUUAAUUCACUCAACAUUUUGGGGCCUUUGAAGAAUGCAACCGACGUUAAAUCGAGUGGCAUUCCCACCUCUGUUUCGAUCCAUUUUUUAAAGUAAU
Centruroides sculpturatus (bark scorpion) is the source of this 591-nucleotide messenger RNA. RefSeq names its product WD repeat-containing protein 26-like. The transcript has 4 exons. Gene Ontology annotation, cellular component: GID complex. Gene Ontology annotation, molecular function: protein binding. NCBI's taxonomy places the organism in Eukaryota, Metazoa, Arthropoda, Arachnida, Scorpiones, Buthidae. Bases 18 to 467 code for a protein of 149 amino acids. Gene Ontology annotation, biological process: proteasome-mediated ubiquitin-dependent protein catabolic process. The record is from RefSeq and is a predicted model, not a curated record.